Molecule: messenger RNA, 926 nt
Organism: [Candida] anglica
Lineage: Eukaryota; Fungi; Ascomycota; Pichiomycetes; Serinales; Debaryomycetaceae
Source: the annotation of a GenBank genome assembly
AAGGAAUAGAUUGUAAGAUGGGAGACCUAAGUUCUGAAGAUAUAGACACCUCACGAACUGAUAAUAAUUCAAGUUCUCAAAUUGAAACAUUUAAUGGCCCCACUUCAAAAGAUCAAUUGUUCUCUUCAAUCCCACAACAAUCAGAUCUAUCGAAUGACACCUUGACUGAUAAUCAUAAACAUCUGCAUCUUGACUCACGUUCAAUUGCGUCGAACCAGAGUGCAUACGACCUUCAUCCGAUAGAGGUUACUGCCCAUACGCUUUUAGGAGGUUCAUUGGACCAUCUAAAUGAAAACUUUCAACAUCUAAACCAAUCACAAGUUGUAUUAUAUACGAGAUUAUGUCAAAUUGAAGAGAGGUUAAUGGCAGUUCUGGCUGUAGUUGACGAUGAAGAAACGGUGAAAAUAUCUCUACUGAGGAUAAAGGGGUUGAAAAAACGACUUUUAGCCACGGUGAAAACCCUUAACAAAGUUGAAGCAAGGGUCAUUAAAAUUGAAGAGAAAAUAUAAAUGGAGUCUUCUAAAAGAUCUAUAAUUAUGGUACCUAGAUGGUGCUACUUGAACGCAGAUUCCAGGUUGAGUAGACUCCAGCAGAGCGGCUUACAGUCCGCAUAGCGUGGUACUACAUCCAUCUCUGUGGGACCCUGUAAGCCGCUCCGCUGGCACUCCGUGGGCCACUAGCCGUGGAGGCCCGGUUCCUCUAGCGAGGAAGUCUCCGACUUACUAGCGGUACUCCUCGUAGAGAAGCUAGGCACCACGCAGUGGCUCUCCCCGAGCAGGGGCCAGCGGAGCGUCUCACAGAGGGGUACCCACUCCACAAAGGCUCCAAUCGACAUCCCCUAGUAUAGACCUCGCAUAGCCUCUCCUAGACCUAGGUGGGAUACCUUCAAAGUAAACGCUACAACAUGUUCUUACUCUUAAAUUUGU